Morus notabilis is the source of this 1033-nucleotide messenger RNA. RefSeq lists its product as uncharacterized. Bases 75 to 887 code for a protein of 270 amino acids. The transcript is spliced from 5 exons. Lineage: Eukaryota; Viridiplantae; Streptophyta; Magnoliopsida; Rosales; Moraceae. The record is from RefSeq and is a predicted model, not a curated record.
UUUUAAAAGAAAAAUUAUAUUCUAUAUGAUAGAAAAAUCUGGUGGGGUAGAAUAGCGAGCAAGUGGGAAAAAGAAUGUUGGUGCUAAGCCAAGCUCCAGGCGGAGCUCUGUCAGCCAGAAGAUGCUCUUUGAGGUCUUCUCCGGCGUCGACAACCCCAAAUUCUCCGCUCUUCUCCAACCGCAAAUCCAAGUCCCUCUCAACCUUAAACCCCACGAAGCGUUUUAAUCUCACGCUCGCCAAAUCCGACAAAGCCCUCGAUUCCGCUUCCCCUUCCGCCGCCAAGCCCUCGUUGUCGACACCUUCAAGCUCGAUCUCUUCUUCCGCUAUCGGCAAUGACCAAACGAUUUUCGUCGGCGACGAGAAUGUCCCCUUGGAGGGCGUAAUUCAGUUCGACAAACCCGAUUCCUCUGCUCGGUUCAAGAAAUGGGGGCAAGUGGCUCUGUUUUCCGGUGGUGAUGUUCUGGCUUUGCUUUUGUUCGCCGCAAUUGGAAGAUUCAAUCAUGGCUUCUCUGUUUUUGAUGUCGAAACCCUUCGCACGGCCGAUCCUUUUAUUGCUGGGUGGUUUUUGAGCGCUUACUUCCUCGGAGGUUAUGGGGAGGACGGGCGUGGAAGGAAUGGUACGUCGAAAGGUGUUGUUGUGACGGCGAAAUCGUGGGCCGUCGGAAUCCCGCUGGGGUUGAUUAUAAGAGCAGCAACAACGGGUCAUUUUCCACCAUUUAACUUUAUAUUAGUUACCAUGGGAAGCACUGCUGUUUUACUCGUUGGAUGGAGAGCACUAUUGUACAAUCUUCUUCCCAGUGAUAAAACCAAGAAGAGUGACGUGUACCGCCGCGGUAGCCCAUUUGAAUUAUUUGAGUUGCUUACAUCAUUAGUACGAAGGUGGUGAUGAUGAUGACAGUUUAACAUUCGGUGUUUGUAUAAUAUCGUUAUUUUUUAUUCUAGGCACUGUUUUUCUCACUCUUACUUCUCAGCUCGUAUAGCUGAUGAGAUGUAUUGAAUAUAUUAACGAAUACUACCAAUUUUGAUUUCUUC